Messenger RNA from Gracilinanus agilis (Agile Gracile Mouse Opossum), 1447 nucleotides. RefSeq names its product 2-aminomuconic semialdehyde dehydrogenase-like. Gene Ontology annotation, biological process: retinoic acid metabolic process. The transcript is spliced from 2 exons. Gene Ontology annotation, molecular function: retinal dehydrogenase (NAD+) activity. The annotation marks the transcript as partial. The record is from RefSeq and is a predicted model, not a curated record. NCBI's taxonomy places the organism in Eukaryota, Metazoa, Chordata, Mammalia, Didelphimorphia, Didelphidae.
UCUUCUCAUAUUCUCAUCUCACUUGCUUCUCAGGGUGAAAUCUGCCUCUGUACCAGUAGAAUCUUUGUCCAAAGGAGCAUUUAUGAGGAAUUUUUAGCAAGAUUUGUGGAAGCCAUAAAAAAGUGGAAAGUUGGUCCUCCUUCUGAUGCUACAAGCAGCAUGGGAGCCCUGAUUAGCAAGACCCAUUUAGAGAAAGUUAGAAAUUACAUAAAGAAGGCUUAUGUUGAUGGGGCAAGAAUUCUGUGUGGAGAGGGUGUGGAUAAUUUGGAUCUCCCACCCAGAAACAAAGGGGGCUAUUUCAUGCUUCCCACUGUGAUCACUGACAUUAAGGAUGAAUCUUGUUGCAUGAAGGAAGAGAUAUUUGGCCCUGUUGCUUGUGUUGUUCCUUUUGAUACCGAAGAGGAAGUGAUUGAAAGAGCUAAUAAUGUGAAGUAUGGCCUCGCAGCAACUGUGUGGUCUAACAAUGUUGGAAGAGUCUGGCGAGUAUCUAAGAGAUUGCAGUCAGGAUUGGUCUGGAGUAACUGCUGGCUCAUCAGGGACCUGAACCUUCCUUUUGGUGGAAUGAAAGCUUCAGGAAUUGGUAGAGAGGGAGCAAAGGACUCAUAUGAUUUCUUUACUGAAGUGAAAACAAUUACUGUUAAAUAUUGAUUUUUACUUAUGAAAAAAUUAUGAUGAAUGUCUUUUAAUAGUGUGAUUAGCAUAUAGUUGUGAAUAGAAAUAAUAAAAUGAAUGAGGAUUAAGAAAGUUACAGAAAGUAAAUGGACGAUUUUGAUUUAUUAAAAUUAUACAUCUGUUGCACAAACAAAACCAAUGCAGCUAAAAUUAAAAAGGAAGCAGGUAAAUGGGUGGGGAGAAUUUUUGCAUUGAGUAUCUCUGACAAAGGUGUCAUUUUUAAGAUAUAUAGGGAAUUGAUUCAAAUUUAUUAGAAGGAAGGCCAUUAUCCAAUUGAUAAGUAGUUAGAGGACAUGAACAGGUUCUUUUAAGAAGAAGAAAUUCAAUCUACCAAUAGUAAUAUGAAAAGACUGUCCACAUCAUUAAUAAGAUGUUUUGAAGAUUUGCCUCAUAUUCAUCAGAUUUGCAGAGUUGACACAAAAAAGGAAAAUGAUGAAUGUUGGAAUUUGGGAAGAUAGGUCCAUUAAUGCCCUGCUGGUAGAGCCGUGAAUUGGUCAAGUCAUAUUAGAAAGCAAUUUGGAACAAUGCUGUGAAAGUUAAACUAAGCUGUAACUUUGAUCAUGAUGAAGUCUAAAAUCCAAAGAGUCCAAAAUAAAAAAGAAUCUAUACGUACAAAAAUUCUUAAGGAAACUAAGGGAAUGGCUAAACAAAUUAUGGCUUAGGAAUGUAAUGGAAUACUUUUGUGUUUUAACAAAUGAUAAAGAAGAUAUGUAUGAACUAACCAAAACACUCUGCAAUAACAAUAUUAAAAAAUAUAAGACAAAAAACUCUAAAA